GAUUUGUUGUGCGCACUGAGCACGACAUACCGUUGUUCAUGUUCUACUUUUUCGUUUCAGUAUCGUCCGUCCUGCUGUACGGUGUCAUGUAAGCCUGAGGCAUGUCGUAGCUUAGAUGCCGCUCUUCCUCCUGUCUGGGGCCGCCCUCCCGUUCGAAGCAGUUGCGUUUCGAUUUGAUCCUCAGUCAUCGACUAAGCUAUAAGCGUGUGCGGAGGCGGCGUGAGAUUCGAACCGAUGUGGCUGUUUUCCCCUAGGCUUCAGGCUCUAGACGGAUCACCUGCUCUCCUGACGUCUUUUCCCACUGAAAGCGGUAGUGGUCCUUUGCAUACCACGC
Cantharellus anzutake is the source of this 334-nucleotide messenger RNA. RefSeq lists its product as uncharacterized. The record is from RefSeq and is a predicted model, not a curated record. NCBI's taxonomy places the organism in Eukaryota, Fungi, Basidiomycota, Agaricomycetes, Cantharellales, Hydnaceae. The annotation marks the transcript as partial. The transcript has 2 exons.